Messenger RNA from Peronospora belbahrii, 1830 nucleotides. The record is from the annotation of a GenBank genome assembly. Lineage: Eukaryota; Oomycota; Peronosporomycetes; Peronosporales; Peronosporaceae.
AUGAAAUUUCGAUCGGGUUAUGGCUGCUCAUAUGGUACCAAAUGUCGUUUUUCACAUGAUCUUCAAGCUUUUUCUCCUUUUUACUAUGAAUCUCCUCGUUAUGAUGACAUGAUUUCGUCGACCACCUAUGCUAUGCCUCAUCAAAACUAUACACAACGACAAAUGAUGAAUCCUCAUUGGGUUUCUAAAAACGACUCACCUCAACACUCAGCGGUAUUUCAUGUCACACCCCAACGUGAACGAGCAUCUUCGUUUGCAAACUAUUCAAAGUCAUAUGGUAGCCGGUCUGAUAUUGUUUCUGUAUCACCACGUGGAAAAUUGCUAUAUAAGGAAGCCAUUGUCAAGCAAAGCAAGGCAAAGCACCCAUUGGAGCGGAAACACCAUGACUCAGUAACACAUGAAAGCCGACAAGAAAACAAAUCUAAUGACGCGAGCAGUCUUUUUAAUAAUGAGAAAGUGACGGACAGAACAGAGUCUCCCGACAAACCGUUUUCACGCCAUCAUCAACGACGCAAAAACCUUUGUCCGCGUAAGUGCGGGAUGCUAAACUCUGCUGAUGGCACUUUAACGGAGUUGCAUCGCGAUCCAAACUAUUUACUCAGUGAAGUAAGUAAUGCCAACGUCGCACGAACAAAGUAUGAACAGCAGCAACAGCCUCAACGCAAAGAACAGCAAAUAUAUUUGCAUCCGCCAAGAGCAGCACAAGUAAUGCAUCCAAUGAGUCCAUCAUACGCCCGAUACCUGGCGGAGGAGCAAUUUCACAGCCAUGUCAGCAGGCAAGUGGAAACUUUCAUUGAUUACAUCGACACAAAGCUGGCAUCGAUGAAAAUGCAUCAACAACAGGCCAUUGACUUGUUACAGGAAUUGGCACGCUCCCUGUGGCCUGACGCUUUAGUUGAUGUUUACGGGUCAAGCUAUACGCAUCUAGCGUUGCCGGCAAGUGAUAUCGAUUGCGUACUAGUUUCGAAGUCGUUGGUAGGAGAGCGGCCUUUGGCAAUUUUAAAGACUUUAUUGGCUAAAGUCGAGCGGCAGCCAUGGACGAAAAGACUCGAGCUACUCGGAAGUGCAAAAAUUCCUGUUCUCAAGAUGACAAAUUCACUGGACCCGACACAAUUAGAUGUGCUACUGGACGUUACCUGCGGUCAUUCUGUUGGGCACACUGGUUUAGAUGCACGCAACCUUAUUUAUUCGCUUCAAGCAGAGAUGCCAGCACUGCGUCCUCUUGUUUUAGUUUUGAAAAGCCAUCUUGUCAGCCAUGACUUGAAUUGUGCCUUUACUGGAGGCAUCUCAUCCUACGUAUUGGUGAUUAUGGUGAUUCGCUUUUUGCAGGCAUGCGGCAAUACCCAUUGCAAGUCAUUUGCAGAGUCGAACAUGUGCAGGGUUCGCAGCGGAAAUCGAAGAAGGAGCUAUUCAGAUAAUGCAACAGUAUACGGUGUACCAGAAGAGCUUGCCUACAUCUCAAGCCUUUAUGACGCCGUGGUACAUCCAAGAUGGCGCUACACAUUUUCCCGUAAUGGACGUAUUACGUGGCGUACUGGUGUUGGUAGCCUCUUGUUGCUUUUUCUGGAAACGUAUAUUACGUUUGAUUAUCGUCGGUUUGGUAUCUCGAUUGACAAAGAAGGAGAAUUUUUCCUGCUUCCACCUGAUAAAGCGGUCCCUAUGCAAUGCUCCGUUGUCAUUCCAUACGUCGCAGAUCCGAUUAAGCCUGGACGAAGCAUUUGCAACUGCUUUCGUAUGCACGAGGUGAUCCAAUCGUGGCAUGGCUUAUACCAAAAUCUGUUAGCUGGAGUCCCAGUAACAGCGUGUAUUGGUGGAGGCUUGACCCCAUGA